GCCACCACCACUGGCUGCCUGGCGUUCGGCGGCUACUCGGAGCUGGAGCAGGCCCGCCAAAACGGCGAGCUGAGGAAGGCGUGCGCCCGGCACGGGCACCCGGUGCAGCCGCCCCGACGCCUCAACUCCACGACGAGGCUGGGACGGCUGCGGACCGCGAUGGCGUCGGAGGUGGCGCUCGGCACGGCCGCCGUCCACGCCUAUUUGAUCACCUCCAGCGACGAGCACCAGAGCACCGACGUGGAUGAGUUCGAUAAACGCUGGGAGUUCAUAUCAGGCUUCAGUGGAAGUUACGGCAACAUUGUAGUAACAGGAAAUAAGGCAGCCCUGUGGACAGACGGGAGGUUUUACCUCCAAGCCGAUGAAGAAAUCGACUGCAAUUGGUUGUUGUUCAAAGAAGGCGAGAGAAAAACGAAGACUAUAUCCGAAUGGUUGAAACAGGCGUUACCGCGCGGAGGUAGAUUGGGAUUGUACCCCAAACUGGUGUCCCAAUACAUGUGGAACAAGCUGUUUCGAGAACUGGAAGGUACCGGCAUCGAAAUGGUGGGUUUGAACGUGAGUUUGAUCGAUGAAAUAUGGCCGGAUGAAUUAAGGAAGAGCAGACGGAGCAAAGAGGCGUUUUACUUGGAUGAGAUUUAUACCGGUAAGAAUUACACGACGAAAAUCAACGAGACUAGAAGGAGAUUGCAGAAACACGGAGCAGAUGCGAUGGUGAUAACAGCUUUGGAUGAAAUAGCUUGGUUAUUGAACGUCAGAGGUAGAGAUGUUCCCAACUCGCCUUAUGUAAGAAGCUACGUGAUUUUGGAUAUGAAUAACAUAUUUUGGUAUGUCAAUGGUAGCCAAAUUCCAGAAAACGUGAGGAAACAACUCCAUUCUCACUCCAGAUUAGUCGAAAGCGAUACUGUAACACUGAAACCCUACGAACAAAUCUGGCCGGAUUUGGGAACGAAAUCGCAACUGUACAAAAAAAUCCUGAUACCUUCGCAUUGCGUUUACAGCGAGGGCGCCAGCCACGCCAUCUACGAGCACGUUUUCCACGAUCGACGCCUCCUGGUGCAAUCUCCCAUCAUCUACCUGAAAGCCGUCAAGAACCCCACGGAAAUCGAAUGGAUGAAAUCCACCAACAUCAAAGACGCCGCCGCCGUUUGUGAUUGCUUCGCUUUCGUGCAAAAAAAGAUGAACAGCAACGAGAGAAUCACGGAGGUGGAUUUGGUGGAGUAUUUGAACGAGUACCGGUACGAACAGAACCACAGCUUGGGCAAUAGCUUUAGGACUAGAGUGGGCUUCGGAGCGAACGGGGCUUUUCCCAAUUACGAAUCCACUUUAUCGUCAAACGUGCAGAUUUUCAAAAAUAGUACUCUCGUGUUGGAUUCCGGCGGGCAAUAUCAUGGUGGUACUACCGAAGUGACGCGUACUUUGCAUUUCGGAGAGCCUACGGAGGAGAUGAAGGAGGCCUACACGCGAGUACUGAUUGGUCUAAUAUCGCUGUCAACGUUGACGUUUCCUAGUAAUAUGAAAAUGGCGGUUUCCGACGCCGUGGCGAGGGCGUCGCUUUGGGAAGUGGGUUUGGAUUAUCCGCACGAGACAGGGCACGGUAUCGGCUCGUUUUUGGGCGUUAACGAGUCUCCGGUGAAGGUGCAUUUCGAUUCGGAGGUUAGCGGACAGCAGGCGUUCAAGCCGGGGUAUUUUCUGUCGAACGGACCUGGGUAUUAUAGGGAAGGGAUGUUCGGGGUUAGAUUGGAGAAUGUUAUGGAGGUUGUGGAGAAACCUUGGUUGAAUUAUGCUGGGAAUACGUAUCUCGGAUUUAAGACGAUUACGUUCGUUCCGUUCGAGCCUAAUUUGAUAAAAUUGAGUUUAUUGUCGGUGGAGCAGAGAAAGUGGUUGAAUGAGUAUAACGAACAAGUGCGUCAUUUAGUUGGUGAGGAAUUAAAAAGGCAGAAACGAAUGGAUGGAUUCUAUUACAUGAUGGAUAAAACUCAGUAUAUUCCGGAAAACAAAUCUCCUAGCUUCAGAAGCACCUUUUGCCUAGUUAUUUUUCUUAAUAUAUUUUUAUUGUUUAAUAAAUUUUAA
Messenger RNA from Phyllotreta striolata, 2070 nucleotides. The record is from the annotation of a GenBank genome assembly. NCBI's taxonomy places the organism in Eukaryota, Metazoa, Arthropoda, Insecta, Coleoptera, Chrysomelidae.